UUGAUUUAAAUUAAUUUAGAAUUGAAAAAAAUGAAAACAUGGAGGUUUCUGAUUGUCUUUACAUUUGCUUCAAACGUUGACGUGAAGGCGGAAACACUAGAGGAGAAAAAAGCAGAAUGUUUAAUGUGGAGCCAUUUAGAGAACAAGACUUUACCCCUUCAGGAUGAUGGACAUGCAAACUGUACAACAAACCCAGACUGUACAGGGUUCAGCUGUAAAGGAAUGUUUAAAGGAUCUCCUGUUUCAUUUGGAAUGAAGGUUCAUCAAUGUCAGGAGCCCCCUGGUCUAGAAAUAUUUGGGAAUGCUCCACAAUUUUUGGAAACAAACUUCUCCCAUAUUUUCCAAGAUGGCGCCAAAUAUCAGGUUCCACCUGCAAUCCUAAAUCUUCAAGGUCUCUCAGGUAUCCCGGAACUUCCGUUUGGGAAUUCUCAAGUUCCAGGUGUAAACCUUUACUUUAAGGUUAAUCUGGCUCCAAACAAUGUGAAUGAGACCUUUAACACUCUCAAAAUUGGGCUUGAAAUUCAGGCCUGUGUAAACCAUAGCGCUAUGGGCUUAAACGCAAAUGUGCGUAGCAGCAAAGCACUAGAUGGAGGAGAAGUUUGUAUCUUAAAUAAACCUCUGUUCGAUGAUGCCAUCAUUCCUGUUCCUCAUUGCAUUCAAAAAUAUCCAGCUCAGCCGAUUGUGGGAGAUCCUUGCAAUGUAAACGAUCUUUUUGCUUGCGGGGAGCAUCAAACCUGUACACAAAGUACCACAGAGGAUCCUGAAGGAGUUUGUGAAUGUUUGUCAGAAUUUGAAUUAAAUGCUGAUAAAAGCUGCGGUUCAAGAACAUCAACGCCUAUCCCUCAAACCCUCAAUAGCAACAUCGAGUUCCAGCCUCACAUCGCGGAAAAUGCGUCUAGUCAUACUGCCGUUGCGGCUGGAGUGGUGUCAGUUCUCAUCAUUAUUGCACUUAUCGCAAUUGCCGCGUUUUUUAUUAAUCGUCAUAGACUGAUUCCCCGGCUACGCGCAAAGCUGAAGAAUACCCCGUAUGAGGAUAUUGUGGUUAAUAGUUCUAGUCGUCUUCCAUGAAAAUCCCCCAAUCAUUCUACCUGAGCUGAAAACAUUAGAAUUGGAUACCUUUAACUAAUCCCAAUCGCUUAAUCUGAAUAUCCAAUGCGGACACUUUUAAUUUCCUUUUUAUUCAAUUUGCGCUCUUUACCUCGGCUUUUCUGAUUGGCUGUUAUGUUUCGAUUGGUUGUGUAUCUAACUCAAGUUGAGUUAUUAACACUUUUGUUGAUACAAACAUAAGAUUAAAAUAAUCUUAAAAUUAACAAAAAGAGAAGAUCAAGCAUGGAUCUUAAUAUCCACAAUUCAAAAGUUUUCAACUCUGAUCAUAUAUAAUUUUUUACCUCUUCAUCUCAUAUUUUUCACAUUUUUUUCAGAAAUCUCUUUGACUUGCAGACCCACUUGUUUUGCAAAUUAAUGUCCAGUGUUAUUGUUUGCAAGAUUUGCAUAUAUAUAUUUGCAAUUUUAGAAGAUAUGUUAAUGGUCUUUAAAGUUUGUAAAUAUUUGUAGAAAUUUGUAACAAAAAAAUUGUCUUUCACAUAUCUUGGCGAUUUUUCUGCUUUCAAGUAUAAUUUAAAUUCAUGUAAAUUGAUAAAAUUGUUAUGAAUAAAUAAGUUAAUUUUUAA
Molecule: messenger RNA, 1670 nt
Organism: Eurytemora carolleeae
Lineage: Eukaryota; Metazoa; Arthropoda; Copepoda; Calanoida; Temoridae
Exons: 12
Coding region: 31-1068 (345 amino acids)
Source: RefSeq, a predicted model, not a curated record